AUGGGUACUGAUGCUGCUGAAGGGGUGGAGACUGUGAGAAAACCUCAUUCCUUUAAGGUUCAUCGUUUGAUGUGCACGGAACUUAUGAAGUUGGUAGAUAGAAUUUCGCGGAUAUUUCCAGAUAUAGAAGCAGCAAGACCUCGGUGCACAACGGGAAUACAGGCUCUAUGCUUGUUAACUCGCGCAAUUGAGAAAGCCAAGCUACUUCUCCAGCAUUGCAGCGAUUCUAGUAAACUCUACCUGGCAUUUACAGGGGAUGUGAUAGUCUCAAGAUGUCAAAGAUCAAGGAACUUGUUGGAGCAAAAUUUACGCGAAAUUCAGAAUUGGGUUCCAGUGAUGUUAGUAGCGGAGAUCUCUCAAAUAGUCGAUGAUCUUAAAGGUGCAACCUUUAUACUGGACCCAUCCGAAGAAGAGGCUGGGAGGGUUGUCCAUGGAUUGCUCCAUCAAGAUGCUUCUCAAUCAAACUCAAGGGAGGAUUCUGAAAUCAAGGCUCUUCAAAUUGCAUCUUGGAGGCUUCAUAUUACAUCAUCAAAGGCAAUGUUGAUAGAGAAAAGAUCUAUUAAGAAGUUGCUAGAUAAAGUUGGUGAUAGUGACCUUCCAAAAAAGCAGAUUUUGACAUAUUUCUUGUAUCUAAUCAAGAAGUAUGGACACUUAAUAAUGGGGAAGCAAGCAGAGGGGGCCUCUAUGUGGCAACAAGGAUCCUUGUUAUCUGAGACUUCUGGCAAUGGUUUGGAAUAUAAUCAAUAUGCUGAAGCUGAACCUCAUGUUAAAUAUAAUCAAUAUAAUCGAAGUGACAUGUUGCAUAGAACUGUACCUCCUGAGGAAUUUUUAUGCGGAAUAUCUUCCAGAUUGAUGUAUGAUCCUGUUGUUAUUGCUUCUGGACAAACAUACGAAAAGAAGUGGAUACAGAAGUGGUUUGAUGAGGGUCAUGACACAUGCCCAAAAACUCAUAUGAAGCUCACCCACCUGUCAUUUACUCCAAACGUUGCCAUGAAGGAGUUAAUAUCAAGGUGGUGUACAGAGUAUGGAGUGACCAUUCCCGACCCAAGUAUGCAACCAGAAACCCUCUCAUGGGAAACCUCCUCCACUUCCAUUGCUAGUUUGGGCAGUUCUAUGAAUGAUAUACAUCUGCAAAUGGAUCUCAGCAAUGUAUCAUUUGGAUCCUUAGAUACUAGUUACAAUUCAGAUUCUUCACGCACAAAGAUAGAAAGUGGCUUGAGUUUGGUGCAGGAGUACGACGAUUCUCUGAAAUACGGGUAUGCUAAAAAUUGUGAGACAGAUUCGGAAUUUCUAUCUAAACUUGGUGAGCUCCCAUGGGAAUCCCAAUGCAAGGUUGUCAAAGAUGUCGAAAGCCAUUUGAAAUGCAAUCCUCAAGCUUCUUACUCUUUGUCAUGUAAGAAUUUUGUUGAACCUCUCAUCAAAUUUUUGAGGGAUGCCCAUGACCUGGAUGAUGUAAAAGCUCAGAGAGAUGGAUUUAAAUUAAUGUUCAACUUUGUGAGCAAAAACAGAAAUGAUAUACCGUACUUACGUGAAGAGGCAUAUACUCUGCUGGCAUCUUAUCUUGAUUCAGAGGUCAUAGAAGUUGUUCUUGCCAUAUUGGAAAUUGUGUCUGUCCAAGAGCAUUGCAGGUCUAAGAUCUCAGAGUCUGGUGCAAUUUCAUCCAUUCUAAAACUCCUUGAUUCCCAGAUCAAAGAUAUACAAGAAAAAGCCAUUAAGGUUUUGUAUAAUUUGUCCUUAAACAGAGACAUUUGUCCAAAAAUUGUAUCUUUGGAGUGCAUCCCAAAACUGGUUUCCUUCUUUAAAGAUGACGCUCUUGCAGGAAACUGCAUUUCCAUAUUGAAAAAUUUGUGUGAUACUGAAGAGGCCAGGAUUUCCAUUGCUGAAACUAGCGGAUGCAUUGCUUCUAUUGCUGAAGUACUUGAGACAGGCAGUAGUGAGGACCAAGAGCAUGCUGUUGCUAUCCUCCUUUCUUUAUGCUCUCAGCGUGUUGAAUUUUGUCACUUGGUCAUGCAUGAGGGUGUUAUCCCUCCUCUUGUCUUUUUAUCUAACAAUGGGAAAGAGAGAGCAAUGAUAAGUGCAUUGGAAGUGCUACGGCUCUUAAGAGAUAUCGAUUACGUUGAUGAGCAAGAAUGCUCUGGAUCUGACCUUGAUGCAUCUAAAGAUAAUGACAAUCACUCUGCUGGAAAGAAGUUGUCAAAGACAUCAGGAUUCUUUGGAAGGUCAAUGUUCAAGUUCCCAAAACCCAGUUCGCUUGCACCGAAAAAGAAGAAAUGA
Molecule: messenger RNA, 2274 nt
Organism: Prunus armeniaca (apricot)
Lineage: Eukaryota; Viridiplantae; Streptophyta; Magnoliopsida; Rosales; Rosaceae
Source: the annotation of a GenBank genome assembly